GCUGGGGCUCUAUCAUUGAACUAUCCUAGUAUCUUAUGUAUGAAUUUGUGUGUAUGAAGGCAAAUUUGUAUGUGAAUGUGAAAGUCACAGGGCAGCCUAAGAUGACAUUCCUCAGACUACAUAGCUCUUGUUUUUGAUAUCGAGUCUCUCAUUGGAUCAGUACACACCUACACAGCUAGGCUGAUCCUACCAUCCCAGGGUUCUCUUGCUCUCUCAGUGCUGGGAGUUCAUAUAUGCACCACAAGACCUGUUUUGUCGGGCUUUUUCACAUGCGUUCUGCGGCUUAAGUUGCAGUCUUGCAUCUCACUGACUGAUUUAGCCUCAGAGACACCCCCCCUCCCCAGUUUCUUUUUCUACCCUUCCUUUUAGGUUGAGCAGUCUGAGUGCGAUGGUGUUGUCUUUGACUGCUUGGGAAGCCCCUGUUGGCUUUUGUGUCCUGCUCCCUUCUCACCUCUCACUGAGCUUCCACUUCUCUUAUUGUGUGGUGACUUGAUCAGGUCAGGCCUCUGAGGAUGUGAACCAAAGGAGAAGUGUAGCUAGCUCAGGUCAACCUCCGGCUGAUGGUGGCUUUUCUGGAAAAACAGAACUAACUUGUGUCUUGUUAUGCCCACAGGAGCCUGCUUUUCUAGAGGCUCAUUCUGGGUUUUGUGAUUAGUAUUUUCCUUCAUAUGUUUUAACCGGAGAUUUUUUUGUUUGCUUGUUUUUGUUUUUUUUUUAUUUGGAUUUUGGAAGCCAUAGAAUUCAUUAUUAAAUAAAUAAAUAAAUAAAUAAAUAAAUAAAUUAGAGACGGAACAUGACAAAACAGGCAAGCAACUCAAACAUGUGAGUCUGAGGCUGGCGUAUGUUACAUAGCAAGACUCAGCUCAUAAAACUCUGGUUAAUAAGUAAAGAAACAAACAAGGGGCUGGAGAGAAGGCUCGGUGAUGAGAGCAUGCAAUGACCCAACUUCAAUACUGGGAUCCCAGCCGUGUGUGCACCAUGGUGCUCACCUCCUCUCUUUCGAAAUAGGACUUUGCUCCAGCCCAUUCUGAGAGCCACAGAGCCAUCUGGCCCACUCUUGGUGGUGAUGUGUUUCUGGCCUUCCUUGGCCCUGUUGGGUGAGACCAGUUUCCCUGCAGAAGUCAACUGUAGGAUGAACUACUGUACCAGUGCAAUCAACUCAGGGUAGGGCUGAAGCCGGACGGCUCACUCUGACCCCCUGCCAUAGCUGUUCGAGGGCAGUGUGAUCCACAUGUUUGUUAGCGCCGUGAGAAAAAAAAAAUAUUGCAAUUGCUUCUACGAAGUUCCUCAUCCUUCCUGUCAGUUCUGAGAGAGCAAUGUGGGAUCAACGGCUUAGCGUUUAAUUUCUGUUCCAAGAGCCUGCCCCCAGGGCCAAGAAUUAACCAGCCUAGAAUCUUCCCUGGAGAUCGGAGUCUUCACCUUUUUCUGCAGCCGUAACCAUCCUAAGGCGGGAGGGUUAAUUCGGGGUCAGUUCUGGAGGAUUGUGCUCCAUAACAUUGGAGUAGUCACGAUGACUGGAGCGCUUUGGCGGGUGUCUCCAUAUGAUGGAGGGAGAGGGAGCAGACUGCAGGACCAGAAACAGAAACAACUAUGACCUUCCAAGGCCCCACUUUAGUGACCUACUUCCACUCUCCAGGUUCUAACCCCUAAAGGGGCCGCAGACUCCUAGACAGCAGUGCAAGGUGUGGGCUAAGUAUUUCAGAUGUGAGCUGUUGGACACAUUUUAUAUUCAAACCGUAACCAUGGGAAUUAAAAAAAAGAGAGAGGCUGGAGAGAUGGCUCAGUGGUUAACAGCUGAUCUCAGGACCUAGGUUUGAUACUCAGUCCUUACGUGGUCGCUCACAACUGUCUGUAACUCCAGUUCCAGUAGAUCUGACGCCCUGUUCUGGCCUCGGUGGGCAAUGUGUGCAAAUGCAGUGUGCAGGCCUACACACGCAUAGGCAAAACAGUCAAACAUAUGAACUAAAAACGGUGGAAUAAGAAAUGUAUUUCUGGGGGCUGGGGAUUUAGCUCAGUGGUAGGGUGCUUGCCUAGGAAGCGCAAGGCCCUGGGUUCGGUCCCCAGCCCCGAAAAAAAAAAAGAAAAAAAAAAAAAAAAGAAAUGUAUUUCUGGAGUAUCGGCCAUCUCUGACAGUUUUCCCUACAGCCACUCUGGUGGGAUACCCUGCUCUGCUGCUCUGCUGCUCUGCUGUGGCAUGGGUGUGGCAGGUGAUGGGGGAAGCCUGACUGGUCCCCUACCUAGCCCAGCCACUGCUGGAGCUGGCCCCAUUCCAGGGCUUCCUUUCCUGGGAGGAUUCUUCUUCCUGCCCCUGGUUGCACCAUGGAAAUGCCUUCUUCCACACCCCUCAGUCACAGGGACCUGUGACACCCACGUUGCUCUAAUAGUUACCUCUGUGCUUAUUAUCCAGGCUAAUAAUGCACUUGGGGCUUUCUGAGAGUGGCUUGGGCAGGUCUGUCUCUGGGGAACUCUCAUCCAGGGACAGCUGUUUCCUGACUUAGUAGGAGAGAUACAUAAUUACGGUCUACCCCCAAGGUGAGGCACCAACCCCCCACCCCUACCCGGUGACUCAUCUGGCUGGGUAAAAUGAAUUUAUGCAGGAUACUUACAGGGCUUUUGGGUCACUACAGAUGGCUACAUUUUCUUAAGUUGACAACCCACCGAUUUUUUUUUUGAGGGUCCCAUUUUACAAUGCCUCUAAGCAUAGCAGAAUUGACACAGACUUAGGUUCAGCUACUACCCGGUGUCAAAGCGGUCCAGGAGACUGUAGGCUCAAACAGUGCCAGGCUUGGGAGGAGUUAGUUGAUCAUUAUCAGAGGUUCUGCUGGGCUCAGCAGACGCUGCGCAGCUGUGGGAGGGAUCGUUGUCUCACCGCAGUCUGGUGCAUAGAGCAGCUAAAUGGUGGCUUACUGCACAAUGGAGUCACUCACUGGGAGGACUGUAGAAUCUCUUAUGAGCAUCACCUGUCAGUAAAGCCUAUGGCUAAUGAGCUGAGGCAGGAAAUAGGAGGUGGGACGCUGGCAGGAAGAGAGGAUUCUGGGAAAUAGUGAGAGAAUAAGAGGGAGAUUUGCCCAGGAACUAGGGGAGACUGACGGAAACCUGCAGUAGCAGGAUUGAGGAGAGAAUGAAGAGAGAGAGAGAGAGAGAGAGAUUGGAACGAGACGCUGAGGGAGACGCGGAGGAGACACAAAGAAGGAAGUGGCUGGGACUGGAGAGAGCCUAGAGAUUGCGUACAGACAGCGAUGGCACAGGACUGGACACCGAAUUCCUAACUUUUGAGGCUGCUUGGAGACCGUGUGGGGCUCACCAUAUUGCCUUCCAGUCUGCUGCGAAUUAAACAAGUUGAGCUGGGUCCUAGUGCCUUGCAGAGGAAGCUUGCCGAGCAACGUGCAGGCCUCCUGCCAGUUCGAGUCCUAUGUUUUGGUACCCAUGGAAGGACACUUUCAGACCUUAGAUGGAAAGGCUGUCCUCAUAGAAGGAAACAGGGUUAAGCUAGGAGCAGGCUUUGCUUGCCUUCUCUCUGUGCCCAUCCUCUUUGAAGAGACUUUCUACAACGAAAAGGAAGAGAGUUUCAGCAUUCUCUGCAUCGCUCAUCCUUUGGAGAAGAGGGAGACAUCAGAAGAACCUUCAGCACCCUCAGAUCCUUUCUCUCUGAAAACCAUCAAAGAUGUGAGAGAAUUUUUGGGAAGACACUCAGAGAGAUUCGACAAGCACAUCGCGUCUUUCCACCGGACAUUCCGAGAAUGUGAAAGAAAGAGCCUCCGCCAUCUCAUAGACUCCGUAAAUGCUCUCUACACCAAAUGCCUCCAGCAGCUUCUCAGAGACUCUCACCUGAAGGUUCUUGCCAAGCAGGAGGCCCAGAUGAACCUGAUGAAGCAGGCAGUAGAGAUGUAUGUCCAUCAUGAUAUUUACGACCUGAUCUUCAAAUACGUGGGGACCAUGGAGGCGAGCGAGGAUGCCGCCUUUAACAAAAUCACAAGAAGCCUUCAAGAUCUCCAGCAGAAAGACAUUGGCGUGAAACCUGAGUUCAGCUUCAACAUUCCUCGGGCAAAGAGAGAGCUGGGACAGCUGAACAAGUGUACAUCCCCACAGCAGAAGCUGCUGUGUCUGCGGAAGGUGGUCCAGCUCAUGACACAGUCUCCCAGCCAGAGAGUGAAUUUGGAGACCGUCUGUGCUGAUGAUCUUCUUUCCGUCCUGUUAUAUCUGCUUGUGAAAACAGAGAUCCCUAACUGGAUGGCGAAUUUGAGUUACAUCAAAAACUUCAGAUUUAGCAGCUCGCCCAAAGAUGAGCUAGGAUACUGCCUGACCUCAGUCGAGGCUGCGAUUGAAUACAUCCGGCAAGGAAGCCUCUCUGCACAGCCGCCUGACGCUGAGGGAUUUGGCGACAGACUCUUUCUCAAGCAACGGAUGAACUUAUUGUCCCAGAUGUCAUCAACACCCAUCGACUGCCUGUUUAAGCACAUCGCUUCUGGCAACCAAAAGGAAGUAGAAAGACUUCUGAGUCAAGAUGACCAAGACAAAGACGCCAUGCAAAAGAUGUGCCACCCGCUUUGCUCCUGUGAGGACUGUGAGAAGCUUGUCUCUGGAAGGCUGAAUGAUCCGUCGGUUGUCACUCCUUUCUCCAGAGAUGACAGAGGUCAAACACCCCUCCAUGUGGCUGCUCUCUGUGGUCAGGCAUCCCUCAUUGACUUCCUGGUCUCCAAAGGUGCCGUAGUGAACGCCACAGACUAUCAUGGGUCUACUCCCUUACAUCUGGCAUGUCAGAAAGGCUUCCAAAGUGUGACGCUGCUGCUGCUACACUACAAGGCCAACACUGAGGUGCAAGACAACAACGGCAACACCCCGCUGCACCUGGCCUGCACCUACGGGCAGGAGGAUUGUGUGAAGGCCCUGGUCUACUAUGAUGUCCAGGCCUGCAGAUUGGAUAUUGGUAACGAGAAAGGAGACACAGCCCUGCACAUUGCAGCUCGCUGGGGUUACGAGGGCAUCAUAGAGACGCUGCUGCAGAAUGGAGCCCCAACAGCAAUUCAGAACAGACUGAAGGAAACACCACUCAAGUGUGCACUGAACUCGAAGAUUCUGUCUGCCAUGGAAGCGUAUCAUCUAUCCUCUGACAGGAGGCCAAAGCCUUCUGAGGUCCCUGCACCGUCCCCUACACGCUCUGCGGAUUCCAUCAGCCAGGGCUCCUCUACCUCCAGCUUUUCUUCGGUAUCGGUGAGCUUCAGGCCAGAAGAGGUCAAAAAGGACUACAGGGAGGUAGAAAAGCUUCUCAGAGCAGUUGCCGAUGGCGACCUAGAAAUGGUGCGAUACCUUUUGGAGUGGACGGAGGACGACCUAGACGAUAUGGACGAAGCCAUCAGCACGGUGGAUCUUGAAUUCUGUCACCCUUUGUGCCAGUGCCCCAAGUGUGCUCCAGCCCAGAAGAAACUGGCAAGGAUCCCUGCCAAUGGGCUCAGUGUGAAUGUGACCAACCAGGACGGCUUCUCUCCCCUGCAUAUGGCUGCCCUGCAUGGCAGGACAGACCUUGUCCCCCUCCUGCUGAAGCAUGGAGCCUACUCAGGUGCCAGAAACACAAGCCAAGCUGUCCCGCUCCACCUGGCCUGCCAACAGGGCCACUUUCAGGUGGCAAAAUGUCUCUUAGACUCCAAUGCAAAACCUAAUAAAAGGGACCUCAGUGGGAACACGCCCCUCAUUUGCGCCUGCUCUGCCGGCCAUCAUGAAGUCGCUGCACUGUUGCUACAGCACGGGGCCGCCAUCAAUGCUUGCAACAACAAAGGCAACACGGCCCUGCACGAGGCCGUGAUGGGAAGGCACGUCUUGGUGGUGGAACUGCUUCUGUUUUAUGGCGCAUCUGUUGACAUCCUGAACAAGAGGCAGUACACGGCGGUGGACUGUGCAGAGCAGGACUCAAAGAUAAUGGAGUUGCUGCAAGUCGUCCCAAGUUGCGUUGCUGCUUCUCCAAACAACGUCGUUGUCGUCCAGGAGACAGAACACGAGGAUUAUGUGACUGUGGAGAUCAGGAAAAAAUGGAACCCCAAAAUGUACAACCUGCCAGAGGAACCUUUUCGGAGACAGUUUUGCCUCAUUAACCCAGGGGGGCGGUUCCAGGAGAGGACGAAGUCAUGGGAGACUAUGGGAAGGGAUAGAAGUGUACCAGAUCUUACCGGAGGUCUCCAGGAGCCAGAGAAGCAAAGAGUCACAGGGAAGCAGAAUGAUUUGUCAGACCAGAGCAGGUGUCAGACCUCUGAGGAAGGAAACAAGGGGCUCCCUGGGAGGCCUGUGCCGAGACAGGCUGUUCCAGGACACCGGCCAAUGGUCCGCAGACACACAGUCAAUGACGCAGCCAUACUUCAGGUCCCAGAGGUGACUGGCCACCUGACCACCCAAGAGGCUGGUGUUUCUCGGUCUUAGCAGGAAGGGACUGGAAAAUCUGCUGCUGAGACACGAGUCUACAGUAAGCUGGGAAGCAUGAACCCAGUGUAGAGCUAAGUAUACGUUGAACACCCGGCUUGAGGGCCAGCCCCUCGGAUUUACCACCCUCUCCUCUUCAAAGCGAACUAACACACUUGAAUAGGAAUGGGAGGGAGUGAACGAGCCCUCAUCUCAGCAUUUGGGUUUCCUGGUCGCCAUCAGCUCUGACCUCCUUUGGCUGGAAGGUGCUAAAUGUCUGGGAAGUGGAUAAGGGGGAGCCUUAUAUCCGGGAGAAGUCAGAGAAGGAAUGCCGGUUACGGAACGGUGGAUGCCAGGCAGAGAAGCAUCCCGUUGGGAUGACGAAACGGAGCCUGGGAAACACUUGAACUGGAAGAUGCCCGAACGCUGUUUUGAUGUCCGUCCCAGUGAAAAGGACCUACCAUUCUGCCUUGUUCUACACCACAUGUAUGGGCAAAGUUGGCCGUCACUUUCCCAACAACACAGACCCCUGGGUCACUGCACGUUUACCUGUAUCCAUUUCUGCUCACUCUCCUUCCCGUUAAGAGCCUCCCGACACAGCGUACCUGACGAUGGUUACCAGAGAGCAGCUUUGGCACACCUUAUGUCUUUUGAUUCAAAUUCAAAACUUACAGCACAAACCAGGUCGGAGUUUAAGUUGGAAUUUGUUGCCAUUGAUUCCUUUUUAUAACUUUCUAUAGAUUCUAUUAUUUUUUUAUGUUCCCGAUCCUAAAGUUGCAGACAUGGGUUCAUCCUGAGUCCGUUUUCAAAGGACUUUGUAAAGGGGAAGUGGUUUUGUGCACAUUAUUGGGAAUACUUGUGAAUGUAUAGAAGGGAGGGGCUGAUUAUUUUUCUACAAAGUAAUUUAUGAUUUCUAAUUUUCUAAUGUGCCUUGGAUAUGUGCCAAAUGAUGGAAAAGAAAACAGUAAACUUUGACUCUUGAUUGUGUCCUGCCAUUUUUAAA
This is a messenger RNA of Rattus norvegicus (Norway rat), 7390 nucleotides long. It is a transcript of the gene Ankrd27, whose product is annotated as ankyrin repeat domain 27. NCBI's taxonomy places the organism in Eukaryota, Metazoa, Chordata, Mammalia, Rodentia, Muridae. Gene Ontology annotation, molecular function: guanyl-nucleotide exchange factor activity; small GTPase binding; SNARE binding. Gene Ontology annotation, cellular component: cytoplasmic vesicle; neuron projection; cytoplasmic vesicle membrane. The record is from RefSeq and is a predicted model, not a curated record. Gene Ontology annotation, biological process: positive regulation of dendrite morphogenesis; endocytic recycling; negative regulation of SNARE complex assembly.